AUGCCCAACGGAUCCUUUCAUGUUGCCAGGAGCCCCCACACCCCAGCUGGCACCUUCCAGAACCUUCCCCGCUGCCACCUCUACUUUUACACCUCAGAAACCAUGUCAGUGGGGCAUCGUGAUGUAUUAGUGAGGGGAGCAGGCCUGCGGAGGGGAUUGAACAGCUUUCCCCACCUAUCGUUUAUCAGCGCUGCCAAAGUGCCCUACCUGGGCCAGGUCCGGGGCCUAUGGGCCUUCGUACCCGCCCCUCGCCUCAGGCCUCCGGGCUGUGAGGCGGAGACGGCAUCGGCAGCAGCUCUGAGGCAGCUACAAGCCGAGGGGCCCUCGACAAGUCCCCAGCGAGUCCCGCAGACUCGUGGACAUCAUAAUGCCUGCAAGUCCAAGCGACUCGGAGGCGGCGCUGCGAAAGGGUGGGCGGGAACUACAUCUCCCAGCGGCCGCUACAAUGUCCCGCCCCUCCCCGCCUCUGGCGGCCGUCGGCGGGGCUCGCCGGGCGCCGUGAGUCAGUGCCCAGUAAACAUUGGCGUGAGCCGCCGGCUCCGCCAUGGUGGCGGCGCCGUGAGGGCGGGGGGCGGCGCGGCGGGCUGGGCGCGGCGGCGGCAGGCGGGCGGGUGGCGGGGUGCCGGGGCCAUGGACGAGCUCAAGCACCAAGUGAUGAUCAACCAGUUCGUGCUGGCGGCCGGCUGCGCCGCAGACCAGGCCAAGCAGCUGCUGCAGGCAGCCCACUGGCAGUUCGAGACUGCUCUCAGUGCUUUUUUCCAAGAAACAAACAUCCCCUACAGCCACCACCAUCAGAUGAUGUGCACUCCUGCAAACACGCCGGCCACGCCGCCCAACUUCCCCGACGCCCUCACCAUGUUCUCCCGCCUCAAGGCCUCCGAGAGCUUCAACAGCAGUAGCCCUGUGGCAUCCAUGGCGACUUCCCCACCACCCCCGGCCCCGCCGCUGCCCCAACACGGGGCCUUCAACCCCACCUGGCCUGCGGCUUCGCCCCCCGGCCAGCAGCAGAGCAUGUGGACUCCGGCCCCCCCAGCACAGCCCUCGGGCUGGCCAGCCGCCGUCUCCCAGCAAGCCACUGCAGAACAGAAGGCCAAUGUGACCGUGGAGGCAGAGAGAUGAGGCCAUGGUGGAGAGCAGCAGGGACCCCUGCGUAUAAAUAAAUAUAUUUUUUUUCUUUCCCCCCUACUCCCCAAAGAGGAGAGGAACUCUGCUGCCAGGGUGUCUGGCAGCCACCAAGACAUGAGCAAAUAGCUGCCUUGCAUGGGUUUGGUUUGAAGUAGUUUUUACUUGUCCUCGAGCUCAACAGAGGUGCCCAGAGACAGCAGGAGGCUGCGUGGGACGUGGGACCGGUGCUGGUCUCUGCCUGGGACCCCUGCCGCUGCCAGGCUCUUGGGGAGGGAGCACCCCCUCCUCUCUUGGGACACUGGAGUUUGCAUGCAAGUGACAUUUACAGAGGAGGUCCCUACUUCAGAGUCCCCUGGGCCACCCCACCAGACAGAGUGGGUUGUGGCUGUUUCCCCCCAUACCUUGGCCCCACUUUACUGGGUGGAGGGUACACAGCCUGCGGCUUGGAUUUUUGUGAGGCAAGGAGGGAUGGAGGUCUGUGCCUCCUUGGCCGCAGCCUCCACUCCACAUGCUCCAUGCUUGCUGGUGAGCAGGGCUGGGGGAUGCCUCACCCUUCACUAGUCCCAGCAAUGGUGGCCAGGGUGGCCCAGCUGGGCCUGAGAUGGGGUUUGCCCCGGGGCUGUUUGCAUGACACAGUGUAACCCUAGAGACUGGGAUCGUUUUUAACCCCUCUGUUCCUUUCUCCCGGCGGCUGGAAGGCUCUCCAGCCCCGCCACAGCCGCUUGCAAUACACGCUCUGCUUUCAACCCGUGUCCUUGCUUCGUUCAGCAGUCAGGGGAC
Molecule: messenger RNA, 1905 nt
Organism: Indicator indicator
Lineage: Eukaryota; Metazoa; Chordata; Aves; Piciformes; Indicatoridae
Molecular function (GO): protein binding
Source: RefSeq, a predicted model, not a curated record